Molecule: messenger RNA, 1866 nt
Organism: Medicago truncatula (barrel medic)
Lineage: Eukaryota; Viridiplantae; Streptophyta; Magnoliopsida; Fabales; Fabaceae
Product: protein BASIC PENTACYSTEINE6
Exons: 3
Coding region: 482-1504 (340 amino acids)
Biological process (GO): response to ethylene
Cellular component (GO): nucleus
Molecular function (GO): sequence-specific DNA binding; DNA-binding transcription factor activity
Source: RefSeq, a predicted model, not a curated record
UGAAAGUCACACAAAGUCACAACCAUACCCAAGUGAGAAACAAGACAAGAAAACAACUACAGAGGUUAAAAAAAAGCGGAAAAACAAAAACUACCAAACCCAACAACAUUAUUAAUUUUUCUGCUGCGAAGAAUUAGGGUUUUCAAUCUUCUUCUUCGUUUCACUUCUCGGAUUAUUUUUUGAAGAGUUGAUUUGGAUUCAGUCACUGGGUGCAUAGCCUCUAUGUACAAGCAUGGUAUGCACCAUAACCUUUUCCACCUCUAUUCUUUGUUAAAGUCGUUGGUAGAAAAAUUUCAUCUACCCUCCAGGCCUCAAGGAACACAGGAGGAAAGUGAUUCUCUAUUAAGUUAAUAUAAAAUAUAAUUAGUUCUUUAAUUGAUAUUCAGGACUUUUAGCGAAUUAUUGCUUGAUUAACCAAGUUGGAUGCGGGCUUAAGAGGCUUAUAGAAAAUCUUUAGCUUUACUACCAUUUGUUAAUUCUGAUGGACGACCGUGAAAAUGGAAGGCACAAAGCAGAUCAAUAUAAAUCUGCUCAAGGACAGUGGUUGAUGCAACAACAUCAGCAUCAACAUCCUUCCAUGAAGCAGAUUAUGUCAAUCAUGGCCGAACGAGAUGCAGCCAUUCAAGAAAGAAAUCUGGCCCUCUCUGAGAAAAAAGCAGCACUUGCAGAACGUGACAUGGCAUUCCUGCAGCGAGAUACUGCAAUUGCGGAACGGAAUAAUGCACUUAUGGAAAGAGAUAAUGCAAUAGCAACCCUUCAGUUUCGAGAAAAUGCUUUGGCCAAUGGUGGUAUGUCAUCAUGCCCUCCAGGAUGUCAAAUCUCACGGGGAGUUAAGCAUAUACAUCACCUUCCGCAACAGGUAAACCAUUUGCCUAAUAUGGGUGAUUCUUCUUACGGCACACGUGAAUUGCACACAACUGAUGCCCUCCCAGCAGCCCCCGUUUCUUUAGAGGUUGGGAAACCACCUAGGCGUGCCAAACGACCAAAGGAAAGCAAGUCUGAUUCACCUAACAAGAAGACUCCAAAAUCUAGAAAAGUCAAGAAAGAGGGUGACGAUUUAAACAAGACAAUGUUUGCCAACAACAAAGAACUUGAAUGGAAGAGUAGUGAGGAAAUUAUAAAUGGAGAUGAUGAUCUUAACAAGCAGUUAGCAAUCUCAAAGGCUGAUUGGAAACCUCAGGACUUGGCAUUGAACCAAGUUGCAUACGAUGAUUCAACCAUGCCAGCACCAGCAUGCUCUUGUACUGGUGUUCUAAGACAGUGCUACAAAUGGGGUAAUGGAGGUUGGCAAUCUGCUUGCUGUACAACCACUUUAUCGGUAUAUCCACUUCCUGCAGUGCCAAACAAAAGGCAUGCUCGAGUAGGCGGUAGAAAAAUGAGUGGAAGUGCUUUCAAUAAACUACUUAGCCGGCUUGCAGCCGAAGGGCAUGAUCUCUCACACCCAGUUGACCUUAAAGACCAUUGGGCCAAACAUGGUACAAAUCGAUACAUCACAAUAAAGUAGACAACAGGGCAUUUUUCUCCGGAUGGGCAAUACAUGAUCAAUGGUCAGUUAUGUAUUCUAAAGUUGAACAAGGAGGAAAAUAAGGUAAUGUAAAUGGCAUCUGUGAAAGAUUAUUAAUGCGUCAUUCCUAUAAUUAGGAUCCAAGUAAAUGGCAAUGUAAAACAUAUUUCUGUCACUGGUAACCAUUUUGACCUGAAAAAAUGGUCUGUGGUGGUGGCAAUCACAUUUAAUAGGCUUGGUUAAUGCAUCUUGUGGUGGUUAAGACUAAAUAAUUGUAGAGCCUUGUACUUUGGUUGAAUCUUGCUAUAAAAUGAACUAUCUGAUUCAUAUGUAGAAUUGAUACAUGUAUGUACAUUUUCUUC